UGUACAAAAUGAACGCCUUAUGUCUGUUUUCUACUAUUGUGUUUUCUCUCUUAUGUAUACUUUAUUAUUUAAUAAGUAAAAAACGUAAUUAUUGGAAAAAGAGAAAGGUGCCGCAUCUAAAACCAUCAAUAUUUUUUGGAAAUUAUAAAGAUUAUAUUACAUUAAGAAAAUAUUCACCGAAGAUUACACAAGAAAUAUGUCAAAACUUUCCCGAUUCCCCGUACGUUGGGGUGUACUAUGGAACAGAACCAGCUCUCGUAAUACAGGAUCCUGAAAUGAUCAAACUCGUCUUGGCAAAGGACUUCUACUAUUUUAACAGCAGAGAAGUCGCAGAUCAUACACAUAAAGAAUUAAUCACUCAGAACAUGUUCUUCACCGGUGGCGAUAGAUGGAAAGUUCUUCGACAAAACUUAACCGCUCUGUUUUCAUCGGCGAAAUUGAAAAACAUGUUUUACUUAAUUGAAAACUGUGCCACGCAGUUGGAAAAAGUAAUCGAUGAGGAUUUAAAAUCGAGUAAAACAAAUGUGAUUGAAAUAAAGUCUCUUCUGUCGAGGUAUACCAUGGACUGUAUAGGAUCUUGUGCGUUUGGAGUAGACACAGGCACCCUUGCUGGCAAAGAUAUGCACAGAAAUCCAUUUACAAUAAUGGGUGACAAACUAUUUGAUAUUACCAUUUCUGGUGCCCUGAAAAUGAUCGGUCGAGCAAUGUGGCCUGCGGCAUUUUAUGCAUUCGGCUUAAAAUGGUUUGGUGAUGACAUAGUCAAGUUCUUCGAUCGAUUGUUAAAAGGUGUAUUCGCAGAUCGUUCUUAUAAGCAAUCGUCGAGAAACGACUUUGUUGAUUUCGUUUUGGGUUGGAAACAAAAGAAUAAUUUAAUUGGAGACAGCGUAAAGAAUUUCAAAACGGGUAUGAAGUCUACUAUUGCUCUCGAGGUAAACGACGAUUUGCUUGUGGCACAGUGCAUUUUAUUCUUCGCUGCUGGUUUUGAAACGACAGCUACGACAACCGCUUUUACAUUUUAUGAACUGGCGAAACAUCCGAGUGCUCAAGCUCGAGUUAUUGAAGAGGUUACCGAUUACUUUGACCGUCAUAAUGGCAAAGUAGAAUAUGAAUGCAUCAAUGAAAUGCCGUACCUUCAAGCUUGUAUUGACGAAACUCUUCGACUGUAUCCAGUUUUGGGAAAUUUAACAAGGGAAGUCGUAGAGACAUACACUCUACCAACUGGUUUGCGCUUAGAAAAGGGCGACCGUAUACAUAUACCGGUAUAUCACAUUCAUCACAGUCCACAAAAUUUUCCGGAGCCAGAGGAAUUUCGUCCUGAAAGGUUUUAUGGUGCAGAAAAGCAAGCUAUCAAACAGUUCACCUACAUACCUUUUGGUGAAGGACCUAGAAUUUGCAUGGGUCUUCGUUUUGCGAGGAUGCCAAUAGUGGCUGGAUUACUUACUAUUUUAAAGAAAUACAGGGUGGAGCUAGCUGAUGAUAUGCCUAGAAAUAUUAAAUUUCAACCGAGAUCGUUUGUCACACAACCGAUGGGUGGUAUAAGCCUUAAAUUUAUUGCUCAUCAAGCCUAGUAUCAAAAACAACCUAUUUUCCCUUGCGAAGUAAAUUUUUAUCUAUUUAAAUGAGCAGUUUUUGUAUGUCUAAUAUUCCGUGUAUCUCAGAAACGGCACUAUCAUUGUUUGGUUGUACUUUUUUAAAAUUUAGAUAAGGUUUUGCUUCUUAAGUAAUUUCAUAUAGAUAGGUGUUCUUUAUUGUUUUUAUUAUCUCUUAAAUGUCUAAUGCUCCUAAUAUUGCGAUGAAAAUUAAAAUUUAGAAAAAAUUUUGCUUCUUGGGUUUGUACAUUUAUCCUUACAUGAUAAUACAUAUUAUAAAGCAAAGGCCCCCUCUGCGCAUGUCUGUCUGUCUGGGCGCAAAAGACUCAAAACGACUGGACUGAUUUUCAUAUGGUUUUUACCAAUGGAGUACAGAGUGAUUCAUGAGGAAGGUUUUAAUGUAUAAUUCAUUAUGUUUUUCUGUAAAUAGGCUGAAAUAUAACGAUGAUUGUUAUUGAUGUUGGAAAAAAUCAUGCCGACUGGGAGCUUUACUGGCGUGAUCCGCGAAAAUUAUUAAUUAUGUAUAAAAUUAAUGAACUACAUGUUUGAAGUAAUCAUCAUUGCCGACGAAGAUGUCGGCGAGGCUAUAUAUCUAUAUCUAACUAUCAUUGUUAAGUCUCAAUAACCAAAUUUUUAAUUAGAGCUGUGGUUGAAUCAAAUGAUGACGAUCCUAUUAUAAUUAACUUUGUAAAUUCCUCAUUAAAUUAUUCAAAUUACCCAUCUUUUAGAUAUUACGACGGGUAUGAGAAUGCUCAAAGUCAAAAAAAAUGCAGCGGUGUAAGCCAAACAGACCCCUGGCAGACCAUUAAAUACAGAGGUACUUACACCUCUAACAGUAUUUUGUAUUGGACCAACAGAAAGCUUUUUUAGAUUAGAGAUCCUUAAUAAAAUUGCAAUAAUGAGUGUUUGGUGUGGAGUAUAAGGAUUGAAGACCCACAAAAGUAAAUCCACAUCACCCAUCCAACUGUAUGCAUUUAACAGUAGUUUUCAUGUAAAAUUUAAGAUAUUUGAAUAAAAACUUUGAAUUACCGAGAGACCAUAGUUUAGAGCCAAUUUAAGAGUUUAAUAAAAAAAACCUACCUAAAAUCUGCACUGGGUAGUUAGCAGGUAGUUAAAAUAAUAACAUAAUUAGAAAUAGACAUAACUGACACAUAUUAUUAUAUAUAAAUAGUAAUUGUUGGAAAUUAUAGUGUUUACUAAGCACAUACCUAUUACCUAGCGAAUAAGGCAAAGAUCUCAUUACAACGACUCUGAUGCUGUUUUUUUCUAUAUUAUAAAAUACAACGUGAAAUGAAGUUCA
Pararge aegeria (speckled wood butterfly) is the source of this 2889-nucleotide messenger RNA. RefSeq names its product cytochrome P450 6B2-like. Bases 9 to 1568 code for a protein of 519 amino acids. Gene Ontology annotation, molecular function: heme binding; monooxygenase activity; oxidoreductase activity, acting on paired donors, with incorporation or reduction of molecular oxygen. Lineage: Eukaryota; Metazoa; Arthropoda; Insecta; Lepidoptera; Nymphalidae. The record is from RefSeq and is a predicted model, not a curated record. The transcript has 2 exons.